Molecule: messenger RNA, 1725 nt
Organism: Apus apus (common swift)
Lineage: Eukaryota; Metazoa; Chordata; Aves; Apodiformes; Apodidae
Product: somatomedin-B and thrombospondin type-1 domain-containing protein-like
Exons: 3
Coding region: 344-763 (139 amino acids)
Source: RefSeq, a predicted model, not a curated record
UCCUGCUGCCUUCCAAGGCUGAGAAGGUGCUCCUGGGGGAGCAUCAGCUUCAACCCAGCAGUGCCCCUUCACCGCUGCUCCUGGGUAGCUUCAGGAUUGCAUUGUCCCAUGUACAGCAUUUUAUUAACUUAUCCCAGUUAAUUUUAUUAAUUCCUCACCCUGGCUGCAGAGCAAAGAGCUGGGACAGCGAGGGUCAGUGGAGCAGAAGGGAACAGGCUUUGUCCCCCUGCCCAGCCCAGGGGCGGUGCAGCCAGGGCUCCAGCCCUUGCUGCUCACCCAGUGUUCACCAGUGUGGGGGGAAGUGGGAAAGCUGUCACUCAGUGGUUUGUGGGGAUCUGGUGCCAUGUGGGGCCUGCUGCUCUGCGGGAGCUGGCUGCUGGCCACCGGCUACCUGGUGGGUGCCACGGGUGGCUGCUGGCACCGGUGCUGCCCAGGCAGGAACAAUGCCUGCUGGGCCCCAGGUGCCCACCAGUCGCGCUGCUACUGUGACUCAUACUGUGAGAGGACAGGUGACUGCUGCCAGGACUAUCACACCGUGUGCCGCCGUGCUGCGGUGGGCUGUGCGGUGGGGCCCUGGGGGCCGUGGAGCGGGUGCAGCUCCCCGUGCGGGGUCGGCAGCAAGGCCCGCAGCCGCCAGGUCACCAUCCCGCCCCGGCACGGAGGGGAGCCCUGUCCCGACCUCAAGCAGCGCCGCGGCUGCCUGGGAGAGCACCCGACCUGCAGCACGGCCAAAGAGGUGGCCAAGAUACUCCCUGACUCCUGACUACCUGACAGCGGCUGCCAUCUCCUCCCAGGCGCGCUGCCGGGCUGGCGUGUCCUUGUACCGGCCGCUUUUGGGGAUCAAGAUGUCCUUGCGGAGGCUGACCUCUUCCAGGAUGAGGAAUUUCUCCUCCUCCGAGAACCUGAGGCGCUUUGGCAUAGAAAUACUCGUGGUGCCCUUGCGGCGGACGAGGAAGGGGCGAGGAUGGAGGUCGAGGAAGUGUCGGGAUGCGCUCCGCUCAGGAAGCCGGGGCGGCGGCACUGCCCGGAGCCCAGCAAGGCCGGCUGCCCCGGGGCUCUGAUGCUGGCGUGUGUCCCCCGCUGCUCCUCGAGCCCGGCGGGGUCCUCGCUGCCGCCGCCCCCCCCCGAUGCCGGGCGGAUUCCGCGGGAAGCGGAUGUGGCCGCUUCCUGCUCCGCGCCGGGGCGGGGCCGGUACCGGGGCGGUAACGGGGCGACUCCGGGCCGGGGGGACUCAACCAGGCCCUGGUUCCUCCCUUGCCCAUCCUCUGCCCGCAGCCCUGAGCGGGGCUGAGUGUUCCGGGGGAUUGUUUGAGGGUUUGGGGAUGGAGCCUGAUGCGGUGUUUGGCUCCCCCCCCGGCUUCCCAAUCCCGAUACUCGUCUGGAGCAGGGAAAUUACAUCGCUGGGGAUGUGUCCCCGGUUUCGGCUGGGAUAGCGCUGAUUUUCCUCUUAGGAGCUAGAAUAGCGGCAUGUUUGGGAUUUACUGUGGGGUUUGGUAUGAGAAGAAUGUUGAUAAUACACCGAUGUUCUGAGUUGUUGAUAAGAAAUGAAGGAGCUUUCAACUUCCCGUGCUUUGCUAGUGUGUGGGUGCACGAGGAGAUGUAGGGAGCACAGCCAGAGCUGGGGAGGAGGAAAAAUGGGGGGAGAAACGGGGGAAAAGUUGGAAAAUGCUGGCUCUGAGGUAGCACAAGAGGUUGUGAUGUUUUCUCGGUGGAUGGUGGGCUGUA